AUGGUGUGGCUGAAGCGCCUGCUACGAUAUCACAUACCCCAUUUCUUCUCUCCAGAGGUUCUGCAGGUCCUAGAAGCGCACCAGCCUUUUUCGGGCGAGAUACGGACCACGUACGACGAUGUCAUUAUAGAUAGAGAGACCAAGCAGAUAGUUAGUCACCUAGUGUCGCUCUCCAACUUGCCACCCGAGAUGGCAUCAUGCUCCCUUCUCAAGCAUAUCCACAUCGGCGGGGCCCAUUUCUACGGCCCUCCCGGGACCGGCAAGACACACCUCAGCAGAGCGGUCGCCAAGGCGGCCUUCUCGCUCGCGGCCAAGCUCUUUCCCUGCGUGCUCUUCAUCGACGAGGGAGACUCUCUAGCGCACCGCACCAAAGGCUACUCGGGCUCGGACCUGCGGAACGUGUGCGCCGAGGCUGCCAUGAUCUGGGCCGUGGAGUAG
Messenger RNA from Lasiosphaeria miniovina, 438 nucleotides. RefSeq lists its product as uncharacterized. The transcript is spliced from 2 exons. The record is from RefSeq and is a predicted model, not a curated record. The coding region runs from base 1 to 438 and encodes 145 amino acids. Gene Ontology annotation, cellular component: mitochondrial outer membrane. Gene Ontology annotation, molecular function: ATP binding; ATP hydrolysis activity. Lineage: Eukaryota; Fungi; Ascomycota; Sordariomycetes; Sordariales; Lasiosphaeriaceae.